Molecule: messenger RNA, 2667 nt
Organism: Hemibagrus wyckioides
Lineage: Eukaryota; Metazoa; Chordata; Actinopteri; Siluriformes; Bagridae
Product: tripartite motif-containing protein 16-like
Exons: 6
Coding region: 220-1953 (577 amino acids)
Molecular function (GO): protein binding; zinc ion binding
Source: RefSeq, a predicted model, not a curated record
UAUGCUAGAUAUUAUGAAUGUUUAUACAUAUAUAUAAUUUAUAUAUUUAUAUAAAUAUUUAUAAAUACUACAUUAUAUUACAUUACCGUUCAUACAAUGAACCGUAUAUUUUGCUCACAAACGAUUCAGUCCUCCACCUCUCCCUCUCUCUCUCUCUCUCUCUCUCUCUCUCUCUCUGUCUCUCACAGAACCAGGAAGUAACUCCUCCUUUCAGAGAAAAUGAAACUGAUUUCUUACACCAUGUGUGAGUUCAGGAAAAUGGCCGAGGCCUGUAUUUCAGUAGAUCAGGAUCAGUUCAUCUGUCCAGUGUGUCUGGAUCUCCUGAAGGAUCCGGUGACUAUCCCCUGUGGUCACAGUUUCUGUAAGGUGUGUAUUAAUGGCUGCUGGGAUCAGGAGGAUCAGAAGGGCAUCUACAGCUGUCCUCAGUGCAGAGACACUUUCACUCCAAGGCCUGUUCUACGCAGAAACAACAUGCUGGUUGAAGUGGUGGAGAAACUGAAGAAGAAGACUGAAGUCCAAGCUGCUUCUCCUGCUCACUGUUACGCUGGACCUGGAGAUGUGGAGUGUGAUUUCUGCACUGGGAGAAAACACAAAGCCGUCAAGUCCUGUCUGAUGUGUCUGGUCUCCUUUUGUGAAACUCAUCUGAAACCUCACUAUGAAGUUCCUGCUUGGAAAAAGCACAAGUUAAUCGAAGCUUCUGGAAAUCUACAAGAGAAGAUCUGCUCUGAACAUGAUAAAGUGUUGAAGAUCUACUGUCGUACUGACCAAAGCUUCAUCUGUUAUCUGUGUAUGAUGGAUGAACACAAAAGCCACGACACUGUCUCAGUUAAAGCUUACAGAACUGAGAAAGAGAGUGAGUUAAAGGAGGAGCAGAUAAAAUUCCAGCAGAGAAUCCAGGAGAAGCAGAAGAAGGUGCAGGAGCUGAAACAGACUGUGAACACUAUAAAGCUCAGUGCACAGACAGCAGUAGAUGACAGUGAGAGGAUCUUUACUGAGAUGAUCAGCUCCAUGGAGAAAAAGCGCUCGGAGGUGACGGAGCUGAUCAGAGCUCAGGAGAAGGCUGAACUGAGUCGAGCUGAACGACUCCUGGAGCAACUGGAGCAGGAGAUUGCUGAUCUUCAGAGGAGAGUCACUGAGCUGGAGCAGCUUUCACACACACAUGAUCACAUCCACUUCCUCCAGGCUUUAGCUUCUGGAUGUCAGUCUCCUCCAUUUAAAAGUCCAGAUUUUGACACGUCCAGCAUCACUGUCCCUCAACAUCUGUCAUUUGAUGGAGUGAGGAAUUCUCUCUCAGAUCUGAAGAAGAGACUGGAGGAAUUCUGUGAGGAGGAAUUCAACAAAAUCCCUCCACAUGCUGCAGCAGUUCAGAUCAUUUCACCACCAGAGCCACAGAGCAGAGAAGAGUUUCUGAAAUAUUUCUGUGAUCUGACUCUGGAUCCCAACACGACACAUCCUCACCUCAUUCUGUCUGAGAAGAACAGAGUGGUGAGAGGCAGUAAGAGAGAGCUGCAGUACUCUGAUCAUCCAGAGAGAUUUGACUCCUAUAUUCAGGUGUUGUGUAAGGAGAGUGUGUGUAGACGCUGUUACUGGGAGGUGGAGUGGAGCGGUGGUGUUGUGUCCAUAUCAGUCUCAUAUAAAGACAUCAGCAGGAAAGGAUGGGGUAAUGAGUGUGGGUUUGGAUUCAACAAUCAGUCCUGGAGUCUGUAUUGUUGUUCUUCUUCUUCUCUCUCUUUCUUUCACAACAACAUUGAGACUGAUCUCAGAGUUCCAUCAUCCUCCAGAAUAGGAGUUUAUGUGGAUCACAGUGCAGGAACUCUGUCCUUCUACAGCGUCUCUGACACCAUGAAGCUCCUCCACAGAGUCCACACCGCAUUCACUCAUCCUCUAUAUGCUGGAUUCAGGCUCUACUGGUGUGUAGGUUCUCCAUCUGUGAGAUUGUGUGAUCCAGAAUAAUGUGUGUAGAGUUUUGUGUAAAAUUUCUGCACAUUACCACAUUGUUACUCCAUCAUCUGUUUUACUAGCACACAAUCCAGCUGCACAAAAUACAGUCAUUUUUAUUUUGUAAGAAAAACUCAUGAGGCAUUUUACACUGAUUAAAGAGUAAAUAUUAGAAAUUAGUUAAAAAAAAGGAAUUGUAAAUGAUCAAAUGAUAUCUUGUGACUUUAGCACUGUAAAGUUCUAUCUGUUUGUUUCAUAUGAAGCAUCCUCUCAUUAAAUCACUAAUAAACAGUAAUAAAGCCAGUACUGUACAACAUUUUAAACCUGUUAGGAUCACACUCUAGAAAAAUAAAAGAUCAACUUUUUAAUUCAUUUGAUUUUUCUGCUUGUGUUCUGGAUGUAAAAUACACAUUCACUUUGUAAAGUCUGAAGUUGUUUCUAAACCCUGAAAUUUCAUUGUAAAGCAUUUAACAAUAUUUAAACUACAUUAAAUCAUACAGUAGGUGAUUGGUUAAAGCUACCUGUGUUGUGUUCAUCCCAUAUUCAGUCUGGAUGAUGAUUGGCUGGCAGACAGAAACUUAUAAUACAGUCUAGACCAAAAGAACAUCUUAAAAAAUUCUUUGGAUGGAUAAAUAAGAUUAUAUUAAUCUUCAUUUCCAAUAAAGUAAAAGCUGUUGAUAGAAUGCAGGUAAAUUAACAAGGAGUUUAGUUUUAAGGUCAUAGUCACAU